This is a messenger RNA of Pungitius pungitius (ninespine stickleback), 2080 nucleotides long. RefSeq names its product tyrosine hydroxylase (gene th). Gene Ontology annotation, molecular function: tyrosine 3-monooxygenase activity; iron ion binding. Gene Ontology annotation, biological process: dopamine biosynthetic process from tyrosine. Gene Ontology annotation, cellular component: cytoplasm; axon; perikaryon. The coding region runs from base 113 to 1657 and encodes 514 amino acids. The record is from RefSeq and is a predicted model, not a curated record. The transcript has 14 exons. Lineage: Eukaryota; Metazoa; Chordata; Actinopteri; Perciformes; Gasterosteidae.
AAAAAUCACAAGGUUCUGGGCGGACAGCACAGCCGGAGAGGUCGAGAGAUCGCCACAAACUCCACCGCCACUUCACACCCACUUCGAAAAAGCAAGACAACGGCUCCUGAAGAUGCCCCUGUCCAGCAGCUCCACAUCCUCCACAAAGGGCAUCCGCAGAGCUGUAUCCGAGCUGGAGAGGUCUGACUCCAUCACGGUUUACCUUGACUGCAUUGCUGUUCUAAUGCGCAUUUGGCGAUGUAAGGCACUCCCGUCAGUUAUCCAAAAAGAUAUCCAGAAGUCUCCAAGAUUCCUCGGUCGGCGGCAAAGCUUGAUCGAGGACGCGCGCAAGGAGCGGGAAGCCGCCACCGCAGCGGCAGAGGCUGCGGAGGCCAGUGAGCAGAUCGUGUUUGAGGAAGACGAUGGAAAAGCGCUGGUCAACCUCUUCUUCACUUUGACAAACUCCAAGGCACCUGCACUGUCGCGGACACUCAAGGUGUUUGAGACAUUUGAAGCUAAGAUUCAACAUUUGGAGACGCGACCACGUCACAAGCUCAAGGACAGCCUGGAGUACUUUGUUCGCUGUGAGGUGCACCUCUCAGAUGUCAGCACGCUCAUCAGCUCCAUCAAGAGGAAUGCGGAGGAUGUUAAAACCACCAAAGAAGUCAAAUUUCAUUGGUUCCCAAAGAAAAUAGCAGAUUUGGACAAAUGUCAUCAUCUGGUCACAAAAUUUGAUCCAGACAUGGACCAAGAUCAUCCUGGCUACACGGACCCAGCGUACAGACAGAGAAGGAAAAUGAUUGGAGACAUCGCCUUCAGAUACAGACAUGGACAGUCGAUUCCCAGAGUGGAAUACACAAAGGAAGAGAUUGGCACGUGGAGGGAGGUUUACUCAACUCUGAGGGACCUGUACAUCACCCACGCCUGCAGCGAAUACCUCGUGGCCCUGUGUCUGCUGGAACGGCAUUGUGGGUACAGUCCACACAACAUUCCCCAGUUGGAAGACGUGUCUUGUUUCCUCAAAGAGCGCACGGGGUUCCUGCUGCGCCCGGUGGCAGGUCUGCUGUCAGCCAGAGAUUUCCUGGCCAGUUUGGCGUUCCGGGUGUUCCAGUGUACCCAGUACAUCCGUCACUCCUCCUCCCCUAUGCACUCCCCAGAGCCUGAUUGUGUGCAUGAACUGCUGGGCCACGUGCCCAUGCUGGCCGAUCGCACUUUUGCCCAGUUUUCCCAGAACCUUGGUCUGGCAUCUCUCGGGGCUUCGGAUGAAGAUAUUGAGAAACUAUCCACACUGUACUGGUUCACUGUCGAGUACGGCUUGUGCAAACAGAAUGGUGAGGUGAGGGCUUACGGAGCUGGACUGCUCUCCUCCUAUGGAGAGCUUGUGCACUCGCUGUCUGAUGAACCAGAGACAAGGCAGUUUGAACCGGAGGCUGCAGCGGUGCAGCCCUAUCAAGACCAGACGUACCAGCCCGUCUACUUUGUUUCCGAGAGUUUUGUAGAUGCAAAAGAGAAAUUUAGGGAGUACGUGGCCGGCAUCAAGCGUCCUUUCUCCGUGAAGUUUGACCCGUACACCAGCAGCGUGGAGGUGCUGGACAACCCGCUGAAGAUCCAGGGGGGUCUGGAGGGCCUGAAGGACGAGCUGAAGAUACUGACCGAUGCCCUCAGCGUGUUGUCAUGAUGGCAACCCCCCCCCCCCGCCGGGCCAGCGACCCCACCGGGCUUUUGUCUGCUUCCUCUCUGCUGCGCGCUGAGACGUCUGACGUGUGAUCAAGGCUGUGGUGUUAAUCUUUCUGUGCUGUACCUCCAGUGUGAUGCUGUCUCUAGGUGACCGACAAGGCUGCAACCAUUUAAAAAGAAACAUGUCAUAUAAUGAAUGUAUUUAAAGAAAACUCAUUUUAAAAAGAAAGAAAGAAACAUAAUUGUAGAAAUAAUAUUGAAAUGUACGUUUAAAUUGUAUUAGUUUUAUUUAGAACUAACUAUAUCUGCUGUGUUGAAGGCUUUAUUUUAGUAUUGAUCCACUUUUAAAUUGGUCGAUUAGUCUGGUUUCAUGCUGUAUUUGUCUUGAAGUUUAUAUGUAUAAUAAAAUAAAUGUCAAAACAUA